Mesitornis unicolor (brown roatelo) is the source of this 1233-nucleotide messenger RNA. RefSeq names its product electroneutral sodium bicarbonate exchanger 1-like. Gene Ontology annotation, molecular function: solute:inorganic anion antiporter activity; sodium:bicarbonate symporter activity; monoatomic anion transmembrane transporter activity. The annotation marks the transcript as partial. Lineage: Eukaryota; Metazoa; Chordata; Aves; Mesitornithiformes; Mesitornithidae. Gene Ontology annotation, cellular component: plasma membrane. The transcript is spliced from 9 exons. Gene Ontology annotation, biological process: monoatomic anion transport; transmembrane transport; regulation of intracellular pH. The record is from RefSeq and is a predicted model, not a curated record.
GUGGCUGAAGUUUGAGGAGGACGUGGAAGAUGGCGGCGAGCGCUGGAGCAAGCCCUACGUGGCCACGCUGUCCUUGCACAGCCUCUUCGAGCUGAGGAGCUGCAUCAUCAACGGGACGGUGCUGCUGGACAUCUGCGCCAACAGCAUCGAGGAGAUUGCAGACCUGAUCCUGGGCCAGCAGGAGCAAUCCAUGGAGUCUGACGAACGCAUGCGGGCGAAAAUUCGAGAGGUCCUUUUGAAGAAGCAUCACCACCAGAACGAGAAGAAGAGGAACAACCUCCUCCCCAUCGUCCGUUCCUUUGCCGAUGUGAGCAAGAAGCAGGCGGAGCUGCACCUCCUCGACAAGCCAGCCCAAACCCUCACCCCUAAUCCUUCUCCCACCACCGCAGAAGCUAAAAACGGGGUGAACCAUGAGAGCAGCGCCAUGGAUUUAAGCAAGGCGGAGCUGCACUUCAUGAAGAAGAUCCCCACCGGGGCGGAAGCGUCCAACGUGCUGGUGGGGGAGCUGGAUUUCCUUCGCCAGCCCAUCGUGGCGUUCGUCCGCCUGACCCCGGCCGUCCUCCUGUCUGGCAUGACAGAAGUUCCCAUCCCCACAAGGUUCCUGUUUGUUUUACUUGGACCAGAAGGAAAAGCCCAUCAGUACCACGAGAUCGGCAGGUCCAUGGCUACGAUCAUGACGGAUGAGGUUUUCCAUGACGUUGCCUAUAAGGCCAAGAACCGGGCUGACCUCGUGGCCGGCAUCGACGAGUUCCUGGAUCAGGUCACAGUUUUACCACCGGGAGAGUGGGACCCAUCGAUCCGAAUCGAGCCCCCGAAAAACGUCCCUUCGCAGGAAAAAAGGAAGAUGCCGGGAGCUCUCGAUGACAGCGCUGCUCACAGCAAGCCGGAGAAACACAGCGGUCCCGAACUGGAGCGGACGGGAAGGCUCUUUGGGGGUUUGAUCCUGGAUGUGAAGCGAAAAGCCCCGUGGUUCUGGAGCGACUUUCGGGACGGUCUGAGCCUGCAGUGUCUGGCGUCCUUCCUCUUCCUCUACUGUGCCUGCAUGUCCCCCGUCAUCACCUUUGGGGGGCUGCUGGGGGAGGCAACCGACGGCCACAUAAGCGCCAUGGAGUCGCUGCUGGGUGCAUCCAUGACCGGCGUGGUGUAUUCCCUCUUUGCGGGCCAACCUCUCACCAUCCUUGGCAGCACCGGCCCCGUCCUCGUCUUUGAGAAAAUCCUCUACAAAUUCUGCAA